Messenger RNA from Nasonia vitripennis (jewel wasp), 6702 nucleotides. RefSeq names its product nucleoporin NUP188 homolog (gene Nup188). The record is from RefSeq and is a predicted model, not a curated record. Lineage: Eukaryota; Metazoa; Arthropoda; Insecta; Hymenoptera; Pteromalidae. The transcript is spliced from 11 exons. Gene Ontology annotation, molecular function: structural constituent of nuclear pore. Bases 137 to 6097 code for a protein of 1986 amino acids. Gene Ontology annotation, cellular component: nuclear pore inner ring. Gene Ontology annotation, biological process: RNA export from nucleus; protein import into nucleus.
GAGAGCGCGCCGAACCGACAGGAACGUUGAUAUCGAGCUUUUGAGCUGGGAUGUGUUUUUCUCCAGAAAUAUUUGUUGAUAAAUGAAUGUUCUGGUUGAUGCGCAUUUGCUGAAUUGUCUGGGAUAAGAGACUAAGAUGUCGGUGGCUCCCUUGGGAAAUUUACCCUAUUUUAAGGGCUUAUGGUCUGUGAUAUCUGGUACAACGUGUCGCUGUGACAAGGAGCUCGUUGAAGAUGAAAUUAAAAAUGCAACGGAGGUACUGCGGAAUGGGUUGUCCUAUUUUAAACCCUACACUGAAACAUCGUUACAAGCUGUUAAUAAGACCAAUCCACCUCCUAGAAUGUUUGAUCUUAUUGGAAAGCUAGCACCGUUACUGAACCUAGAUGCUACGAUAGCAUGGGACUUAGUUUGCAAUUUCAUGCUAUAUGAAUACCGUAACUGCGCAGAAACAUUUGCAUCCCAGCUCACAGAUUUGACCUCUAUGCGAGCUCUGAUAGAGCAGAUAUGGAGCUUUUACUACACUGAGCGCAUCACUUUGAUCAAGUGCCUGAAACUGAUGGUAGAGUACCGUGAGAAUGACAAGCAUCCUCACUCUAGUCAGUUUCUCAAAUUUUUCGAUGAAGUUCUUUUGGGUAGUCUUCUAGAAUCAGUCAGAAAACAGAUAGAAGCUUUAAAAUACAUAAAUCCUCCAGUGAGAUCUCAGCUGUUCAAUGAUGAACACUUGCAUCAACUGUAUAACAGCAGCCUCAUCGAAAUGCGCGAAUUACUACACAUCUUUACCGUGAUUCUAUACGAAGUUCACGUGGCUGAGAGCCAUUUUGUCAAUAUCUAUGGUAGUAUCAGUGGUGAACCGCGACGUCUCACAAGCACCAAGAGCCAUGAAGACAAGGAGACUCUAGCCAGAAAGAUUCAAGAUAUUCAGUACAGUCAAACGGCGCUACUUAUCGUUGGGCUCGACAUGAUGAAGCAUGCCGGUAUGGAGGAUUGGAUAAGGGAUCUUCGGGGUAGUAUACAGGAUAUAAUGGAACAUAAAUGUAUGCGUGACUCGUCGCCACAGGAUGGGCCGUUACUUUUGGCUUGGAUGUUGGCGAACUAUACUAUUGAGCCUGAUAACGCCGAUACCUUUAAUCUUUACCGGCCAUUCGGUAUUCGAGCUAUUCAGCUGAAUGUAUUCUAUUAUUUGCAAGGCCUCCUAAAUAGCGAAAUGUUAAAGGAAAAAACUCAGUAUGCCGUAACUGUUAGAGGCAGUAUUUAUAAUCUUUUAACUUUGCUCUGCGCGUUUGUGGACGACGAUAAAUUUGAUUCUUUUCCAGGAGUAUUCGAAGCAUGCGCUGCAACUUUAAGUUUUCCUGAGGCAGCAGAGCGCUUUUGGCAAGAAAAACCAGAGGAAGCUGGACUCUGGCCUAUCGUGAAAUAUGCGAUUCAGUGGUUCCCCUAUCGGUUCAAGCCGCUAACCUGUAUAAUGACCGGACUAGCCAGUGCCUCGUCCUCAAGCGCUUCGAAAACCAUUGAGGUCCUCGAAAAUCUUCCAUCUGUAACCUUGGAAAUUUCUCGACGUAACUUUAGUUCCGACUGGCAGCGUCGUCCUUACGAGAAUGAUUGUAUAAUCCAUAAAAACGAGUUUAAUAUUCCACUGAAUUGCGUCUAUCAGAAGCUUAAUUCAACGCAACAGAAGAAACUUACAAAAGACGAACAUGAAGUCAUACUGUUUAAGACAAAGGCCAACUACUGGAAUGCUAUUCAUCAUAAAAUUGAAUUGCUUUUGCUGGAGGCUACUGGCGGCAUUGCCAAUCUCAGCGAGGCUAGCAAUCUUUUACCUGAUCAAGUAGCAGUUGGAUUUGGCCUUCUCGAGGCACUUUUGGCCACAGAAGUAGAUGUCUCCAGCAGCAUGGUUAUACCUACAGAGCUUAGUUUUGAGGUCAUCAAUCGGUUUUCUUACCCAGAUUUACCGCUCAACAUAUACAAGGUCGUCGCUUCCUGCAUCAAAGUAUCUUCCAAACUUGUUCUCCGUUAUCCAGAAGACGUCCUCUCUCGAAUGCGCUCAGGCGUCUACCCACGCUUUGACGACCGCUAUCAGAAAACCACCGAAUUCGCUCAAGCCGUAUCCUUUGACGGCGGUCUUAUUGCUUCCUGGCUUUCCAGCAUCGAAACGAUCCAGCACACUUAUCCAAUUCUCGAUGCUUACCUUGACACGCUGUCCAACUACCUGAUGUCUCGUUACAGCAAAGAAGCGCUUUACGCCGUUGAAAUACCUGGAAUGAUAAUGUUGUUGCAAAGUGUUCUUCCCAAACUCGAGUCUUGGUACUUCAGUUCCGAAACCGAGAGGGUUGAGCUCUGGUUGAAGAGCGUGUACUGUCUUCAUAGAGCGCUCGAUGUCACACCCGGUAAGAAGGAUGAGUCAAGGAGCGAGCUCAGAAGAAUCGUCACGUAUAAUCUGUUGCAUUUGGAACCGAGACACGCGCUUUUGAAGUUGGUUCGAACUGGAGAGAAGACGCUGAGGAAUAAGAUGAUGAGCGAGACGGAUUGGAUCGCUGGUAAAGGUUUCAAGGUAAUGAAGAGCGUGCAACUCGCCCUCUCCGUUAUCAAUCGUCUCUUGAUGUAUCGCAAAAAUUUGGGUCUCGGCAUGGAUGAGCGUUCGCCUCUGGAAGCUGCCCUUUAUGCCUCGCCGUCAUUACCUAACGCUCUCUUGAUCGUGCCAACGAUCGUCGACUAUCUCUACGUCUGGUUCAGCCCGGCUCUCCAAGCCAUGGCUGUGCGCCUCUUGAAAAAAUUUGCCGAAGGCUUCUCAAUGUCGCUGUUGGUUUGCAUGGGUAUGGAUGGUACGGCUAUUCGUGAAACUUUCGCUUCGAGACUGAUGUCACCUACUUGUGGAGCUGAGGUUAAAGUCGCUAUACUUGAGCUUGUCACCGUUUGUCUCGACAAACAACCAGGUCUAACGGAGGCAUUGUUCAACAUAAUGCAUCAAGCUGAACGUCGGCGCAUCUUCCCUCGCCCGGCCGACGAAUUCCUCACUGAAGGCUGUACUCGCUUUCUCGAUCUUUAUCUCGAGCGUGUACGUAAGGAGGAGGAUAUUAUUUACGAUCGUCUUUACGACAGCACCAUGAAUUUACUCCGCGCCAUGUGGUAUCACCGCAACGAAAUUCUUGUAAGCUUCUUUCGCAAACGGCCGGACUUCUGGAGCAAACUCUUCGCGCCACUAUUCCGCAAGCUUGCGCCUCGUGUGCGUGGUUACUCUCAGCUUCUAGAUAUCGUUACUCUCGAGCUCUUUAAAAGUCCGCUAUUGGAGAAAGAUUUCACGUUGAAUUUGGAUAAAUUGCUGGACGAGAAGACGACACACUGGAACAACCUGACGGAGUAUGUUUUUGACAGCAUACCGCCACCGUCUAAGGAUCAAGAACUUGAGGAUAUCGAAGACGACGAAGAACAAGUAAUAUCGGAAAAAGAAGCUGGCGUGAGACCUCUCUAUGAAACGAACCUAGAAUCUUGGUACCAAAUGCUGGUCGUUCUGACUGGAGAGCGUACCUCCCGCAACUACUCGAUUGGUACAAAACAAGCGCAGCUUACAACGAGACUAGCAUUAGAUCAGUUACUCAUCCGUCUUAGACAGCUUCCACCUGGGUCUAGACGUGGUCGUUUUUCCGCUGCGAAGCUUACCAUGCUGUUGGCCUCGAUAUCCUUGCGCUGUAUCACCUCCUGGCAUGUCACGUGCAUCGGCAGCAUUAAUACAGCGGGAGAUCUGAAGGACAAAUUAGUAGAAUCCAUGCAGGAAAUCGCUCAAUCAUACCGUAACUACCGUAAACCUUUACGCCAAACUCUGGUCGCUCUGGUACUCAGCUGGAUCGAGCUAGUGGACGAUCGAUUAGGCGAAGACGAGGCCAUGUUAGAGUAUCUGUUAUCACAGGCAUGCGUCCUGGCUGCCGGUGAUACUGAAGAGCUGAGAGAAACCGCCAGAAGUCGAGAGCAAAAAAGAAAGCCCGAGGAAGAAGAAGAGGUACGUCGGGACGCAGAGGAGGCAACUGGCGUCUGUGAGUGUAUUCCAGCAACGCUGACGAUCUGCCUGGUUACGCGGUUGCUCAGAUUCAAGAUCGAGCACAGUUCUGAUGACAGCAGAAAGCGAAAAGCUGUCUGUCAACAGCUAAGACUACUGGUACCGGAACUAUUGAGCUGCAUUGGGGUCACAUUGCAAAAACAUCCGUACAUCAAGUUCAGCAAAGCUGCGAUGACGCUGUUGAGUGUGAUAGCGAGGUCGUUCCAUGAGACGAUGCCAGUAAAUGAGGAGGCGAUCGCUAAGCUGUGGCUGGCGCUUAUACCGCCUAAGGAUAUUAGGAACAGUCUGCAAGAUUCUUUAUAUGAGGACUGUCCAAGCAGUAGUAGCCGUUGGCGAUGCCAGGAAUGGUGGCCCUUGUAUACUUCCGGCCUAGAGUUGGUAACCAGUCUGGUGUCGGGUCAGGCAGGCCCAAGCUACGUCUCGGCUGUGGUGAUGUAUCUGGGUUCGCACGAGCACCUUCUUAUGGAGGGCUCGACACUGCUGAGACACACCGCCGACCCUGUCGCUGCAGAUCUCAUCCAGUCGCUUGUCACUCUCAUCUCAGCUUUAUCCGUGAGGCCCAUCUUCUGGGGCUCGGUUCAUCCUUCUGUCAGAGAAACGUUAAUCAAAUGCACGUAUCUUUCGUAUGACAGUACGGUAAACCUGCUGCUGCGUCCGCGUAUCCUUAAAUUCAUAAUCGACGGCAUCAGUGUCGAGAGCGCCGAGGAAUUGCAGAGUUGUGACGAGAGACAGCUCAGUGGUGAGCUGAGGCUUCUCGUCAACAAGCUCAUACUCAUCAACACCAGCUGUGCUCAGAGUUUUGUCAGAUUCUCCCCAAGACUCAAUGCGCUCGUGGAUACUAUUAACGCGCAAGAAGACUUUUGGUAUGCUCCGAUGGCAGAGAUGAAUUUCGGCCCCCCGCAGAUGUCGAUGACUUCUGGCCCACGCCUGACCUACGGAACGAUAAUUAGCUCAACGCAACUCUUCACCCAAGCUCAAUGGCACUUCCUUCUCAACUCCAGUUCUACCUCCAGUGCCAUACGACAACCACCAUCUGGUUCAUCGAAGGAUCCCGCAACCAGCACCUCGAUCCUCUCAACCAGCACUAGCACUCCAAGUACUUCCAAGGACGACUCCCGCAUAGACUCGGCGCGACGUGAAUGGGAACGUGCUACUCCGGAGAAUCUACGACGUAUGCAAACCAAGGACCUGCGCAAGAUGCUGUAUACAGGCUCAUCGAGUCUCGGGCCAUCCGUAAUAGCGAGUUGCAGUUCCUCUUCUCCGAGGCAAGAGUUCUCUAAUUAUCUCACAGGUCACGAACUUACAGUACCAUUACUCAGUGCACCAAGACUCAUCAAGAGGCCUUUUGAUCCGCUCAUCUGCGAGAAUAUGAUACUAUCACGAGCUACAGCGUUGGUGCCGUUGCCAGGUAGAUCGUCUGCGGCAGCGCACGUAAGCCGUGGUAGCAGUCCUGGAGCUCAGAGCAGAGCUUCGCGUAGCCCAUCGAGAGACGGGGCUAAUGGCUCGAGCAGUGAUCCCUGGUUUGAUUCCAUGGAAGAAAACAAUACGAGGCUCGCCUUAGAGGUCAACCUCGUGCUCAUACUUUGUCAGGCGUUCGAGGGUGUCAGAAGUCCAAGACUAGCCGUCAGAGAUCGACAAUUAAUCGUUCGAGAAACGGCGACUGAGCUAAGCGUGUUCUUCGACUUUUUGGAGCACCGGGGACAGCAGACUGAAUGGUCCGUAGCUGCAGCAUUAGUCGACCCUGAAGCCAAACGAUCGAGAAUGGUUCGAGCUAAGAAUGAAGUUGACAAACGGUUACCUGCAAGACUUUCAGCCAAUACUACUGUACAGAAGAUUUCCGAGACAGUUCUCGAUGACAUGAGUAUGGAGUUGACUUGUGUCGAGCAACAACACCAAAAUUUGCCAGCCGAGAAAGAAGUUCGCUCAAGAGAUGACGUCGUGACGACAGGUGGAUUUAAGGUACCAUCUGAUAUGAGCAAAUUUCUACCGCUGCUCGGACGACUACUAAAGUCCGUGGUAGAGUCGCUAGACUCAGCGCAGUUUGGAUGAUGGUUACGAGAGUGAACGUGACGAAAACGAAGCGUGAAUAUUGGUUUUUGAUGAGAUGAGAUCAAUGGUUAUACUGUUUCUUUAAUGGACUUGCUGGUAAUACAAGUAUACUUUGGUUAUUGAGAUGUUGAGUAUCAAAUGAAAUUUGUUGAAAUCUACUUUAUCAACUAUGUGCAUUCCUUGAUGGCCAAUGCAUGUCAAUCAUUAAAUUUGUUUACUGUAUAAAUUAUUAGAUUUUUAUAAAAAAAGGCCAUUAGAUUUUGUUAUUAAUUUUGUUUGCAAUAUAAAUCGCUUUGAUACUCAACACCUCAAAAUUUUUUAAUUGUAUACUUCCUAGAAAGUGUAUCUCAUUAGCCCAUAUAACAUGAAAGAUUUUGUAUGAAAUUGAUUUUUCGAAUGAUGCCAAUGACGUAUUUGCUAUAAGUAAAAGUGAACUAUAUGACGUUUGAUAUGUCUUGGAACACUGGAUGAAUUAAAAAGCAACAUUCUGGCGAAGCAGGAAAGUUCGCCGAUAAUGUAAGACCUGCUAAGGCAAUUCUGUAUUUAUUGUUGAUAAUUAACGAGAUUGUAAGUAUAAUUUUUUCAAUAAAUCGUGUUCACACGAA